Coprinopsis cinerea okayama7#130 is the source of this 1824-nucleotide messenger RNA. RefSeq lists its product as hypothetical. NCBI's taxonomy places the organism in Eukaryota, Fungi, Basidiomycota, Agaricomycetes, Agaricales, Psathyrellaceae. The transcript is spliced from 5 exons. Gene Ontology annotation, molecular function: protein binding. The coding region runs from base 9 to 1763 and encodes 584 amino acids. The record is from RefSeq and is a predicted model, not a curated record.
UGACUUCGAUGGCAGAUCGCCCAAAGCCAAAGUCUACACAGCGUCGUUCUGCGGACCCGCAGUCCUCUCCAGGUGGUAGCGGGACACUCCCAAAGCCUCAGCCCAAGGGGACUAGCAUGUCACUGACCGAAGCUCUGGAACAACUCGCCGACGACUAUCUCAAUGAAAACCCUUCCUUGAGUCGACAAGAGGCGCUCCAGCAGGCGAGCCUCGCCCUAGUCACCAGCGCCAUCCCCGAGCACGCGAAACAACUCAACGCCACCAAUGCCCAUGACACAGCGAGGCAGAUGCUUCAAGGGUGGAAGAACGCUGUCGACGCAUCUGGUGCACUGGACGAUCAUGGUGGUAAUGCAGCAGCAGGUUCGUCGAGCCGUGGUGGGUCGGAGGCCCCACCAGCGGGAGAUCUGCUGAAGCGGAUGUACGACAUGGUGGCGGCUGUCACUGGUUACCAAACCACCGAGGAGCAGAAAACCUGGGGCCUUUCUGGACUCGGAGCUUCACUCCCGAAUCUGGACUAUGAGAAGCCUUCGGAUAGGAAAGGGAAGGGCGUCGAAGUUGCCUUUCGUCUCCCAUAUGGAAAGGUCACCCCUGAGACGCUCCCGAAGGAAUUGAACGAGUACCUCUCCCCAGUCCUUUUUGUCCCUACUGCCAAUCCUGAAAAGAAUCCCAACGCAACCGUCGAAGACCUGAUCGUCACCCUCGUUCCUGAACGCAGAGUCGACUUGAGCAACCCCGAUCCCGACGGGUAUGUUAUCUGGAUGACGAACCCCAUUCGCAAGCGACAGUACUUCUCAAUUCCUGGCUUCCCUAAACGCCUGCCUCAAUUCAGAAGCAAGAUCGAGGUUAAACGCGUCAAAGGGAUGGGAAUGGGUGUCUUUGCCACCCGAAACAUCAAACGCUUCGAAACCGUCCUUGUCGAGCGUCCUUAUAUGGUCUACCCCAACCAACCUCUCGUCCUCUUCUCCAACUCCCUCUCGGAGGAAGUUACCAAGCUUGACAAGUACCGUGCCGCCCAAGUGAUGCUGGAGCAGGUAAAAAUGCAGUUCGAGACUCUCGUCAACACUCGUAUGACGAAGGAAGAUAAAGAGGCGUUCAUGUCGUUGCCCAACUCCCACAAGAAGGAUGGGAGUGGUCCUGUCUUCGGAAUAAUCAGAACCAAUGCACUUGGUGUCAAGUUUGACGAUGACGACGCGGAUGGUGAUUUUGGCAUGGGCUAUGGUGCUAUUCCUCGCAUUGGGAGUAGGUUCAAUCACAGCUGCACACCAGACGUCCAGGCAGAGUUCCACCCCAAAGCCUUCGCGUUGCAAUAUACCGCAUUGAGGGACAUCAAAGCCGGAUCUCAAAUCUUCGCAUCCUACACCUCCUACUUCAUGUCCAAAGCCGAACGCGACGAGUUCCUCGCGCCCUACGGCAUCCAAUGCGUCUGCCGCGUCUGUGUCAACGCCACACCGCAAACAGACCAGCUCCGUCGGGUAUGCUUCAAGAUGUCCCAGAACUGGAAGAAGCAAUGUGAUAACGUGUGGAUGAAGGAUCGGAAGCUUACCGUGGACGUUUUAAAGCCGCUUUUGGAGAUGAAGAAGAGGAUGGAGGAUGAGGGGCUGGAUACGUUUGAGGCGGGGUACUAUGAGCUUUGGCAGGUUAUGAUGUCGGUGUAUAGCAAGCUGGGGAUGGUAAGGAAGAUGGAGGAGUGUAUGGCUGUUUUGAGGGUGUUCAUGGAGAAGACGAGGGAGGCUCAGUUUUGGGAGGGUUCAAAGUUUGCGUAGGUCUUUAUCCUUUCGACUGAAAUUGUAUAAUACUUCCUGGGCCAGUUCUACACUUUAUGUU